Molecule: messenger RNA, 5528 nt
Organism: Gambusia affinis (western mosquitofish)
Lineage: Eukaryota; Metazoa; Chordata; Actinopteri; Cyprinodontiformes; Poeciliidae
Product: protein mono-ADP-ribosyltransferase PARP14-like
Exons: 10
Coding region: 422-2491 (689 amino acids)
Biological process (GO): negative regulation of gene expression
Cellular component (GO): cytoplasm; nucleus
Molecular function (GO): transcription corepressor activity; NAD+ poly-ADP-ribosyltransferase activity
Source: RefSeq, a predicted model, not a curated record
CUGGAAAUUAUAUACUAUGCUUCACCCCUUCCCCCUGAUUUUGAUAAAUUGAAACCUUAUUCCAAAGUUUAUUAAACAAAAUUUCCCUGAAAGAAAUUAUGCUGUCGUGAUAAUGGUUAAAAUGUCCUUUGCACUGCAUAGAAAUAUCAGAUACUUAUAUGGAGCUUGGUCAUGACACCCAGAAUUGAACUCAGAUUCAUCUCCACAACUUGAUUGGAGUUCACCUGAUGUCAAUUCAAUUGAUUGAACAUAAUUUGGAGAUGGCUCUUCAAAUCCCAGCCUUGAGGACCCAUGUCCUGUUUUCAUCACACCUGAAUACAGUCUUUAGCAUCCCUUUGGAGGACUUGACUGCAUAUUGGGGAAGUAAUUCAGCCAUUUGAUUCAGAAGGACCCCGGUCACAGGGAGGAGCAGUUCAGAGUGAUGAAUGAUUUUGCCAAAGGUCAGCGUCUGUCUUACCCAAAAGUCGACAUCUUAAGAAAUACAAACAUAGUCAUCUUGAAAGGUCCUGGCAACAUAAGACCCACUAACCCCCAUGGACAAAACACAAGUGAUUUAGAGAGGAGAAUAAAUCUUCCUCAAGAUGUAAUAACCUUUAUUAAAUCCAGUAAUGCUGUUCGUAAGUACCAGACACUCUUCCAGCAGCGGUUCAGGAAUCCCGUGUUCAUAGAGGUCGGGUCAGACUUGGUCUUGUUUUGUAAGUGCCCUCAUGACCUGGAUGAGGCUCAGGCAGAAUUGGUGGGGGAUCUGAGUGUGGAGAUUGUGAAGCUCCAAGGCGCUGCCACUGCUCCUCCAGAUACAGACAGAAUCAAAGAAACCCUCAUGAAAGCCAAGACGGUCCUAAACCGUGAUGAGCUCAGGGUGGACUUCAGCUUCAUCCCUGGGCAAGGUGCAACCACGGUGGCCAAAGUACGCCUGGUGGGCUACGCUGAAUAUGUGAAGAAUCUCAGAGAUGUUCUUCAGGAUUACCUGUUGAAUCAGGUUUUUACAAAAGAAGUGCUGAACCUGCAACAUCCUGAAAUGGUUGACUGUUUUGGCAAAAUCCUAGAACUGAUUAGCAUUAAGCAAACACAAGUUACUUUGAAACAAUCCCUUCAACCCAAGCCCUGUGUAACUAUCUCUGGCCCCCGUUGCCAUGUGCAGGAGGCCCAUAAGGCUCUUAGGUCCGGAUUAGCCAGUCUGACAUUAGAAAAGUUGGUUUUAGAUGGUCCGGGAGCUGUGCGUUACUUCCAGGCAGAAGGUAAAACGAGCAAAGAGCUGGUUGAGAGCUCCUGUAAAGUUCUGAUCCAGGAACGUCAAGUAUCAGCACCAAGACAAUUUAUUUUUUCAACCCCAAGUCUUCGUCAUACUACAACCACCAGUCAACAGUCCUCUUUCCUGUUUGUGGGCCUUCAAAGACAAAAUGUUGACGCUGCCCUAACAAAGAUUAAGAAUCUAUACCAAGACCACAGCGCCACCAAAACCUUCACCAAUCAGGAUCUGGCAGACCUCACAGAGGAAGACAUAAAGAAGUUGAUGAACCUAGUAGAGACUCAGGACUUGUAUGUACAGGAGAACCCUUUAAGCCAGGGGGGCUUGACGGUGAGCGGGUUGAAAGCUGGCGUCAACCAGGUGAACCAGAUGCUCCAAACACUCAUUCCUCUUAGGAAAGAACUGAGAGCCAAAGAGGAGGAAAGUCUGUACCCUGGCAUAGCUUGGUGUAUCCUGGGACAAAACGGUAACUGGGAGAGGCUCCCAAAAACAGGCAAUUAUAAUCUGGAAAAGAAAAACAUCACAAAAGGCAUAGUGGACGCACAUGGGGUUAGCUGGAGUGUGAAUCUACUGAAGAUGGAGGCCAGAAGAGAUUUAACUGGACAGACGGCCAAGUUGAAACGACUUGAGAAUUUGCCAGACUUUACAUUUCCACUGUACUGGGACAAAAUGUCUAAAACUCAAGAUUUGGAGCAAGUGCUGCUGGAUCCUUCGUCUGCAGAGCAUCGAACCGUCCAGCAGGGAUUCAACCAGACUGCCCAUAACAAAACCAUUGUGAAGAUUGAACGCUUGCAGAACGUUCACCUGCGGCGCACGUAUGAAAUGCAGAAGAAACACAUCUCUGAAAAGAACAAAAAUGAAGGUGGGGUGGUUGAAAGACUUCUGUACCACGGGACAAGUCAGGAAAACCUCAACUCCAUCAAAACCAAAGGGUUCAACAGGAGCUUUUCUGGGAAACAUGCUACUGUAUAUGGUCAAGGAACCUACUUUGCUGUAAAUGCCGGCUACUCAGUGAGCUACGCCCAUCCCGCAGCAGACGGUACUCAAACCAUGUUCGUGGCCCGAGUCCUGACCGGCCUUUUCACUCAGGGCCGCAGCGACAUGAGGAUUCCUCCGCCUCGCAACAGCCAGCAACCCCAUGACCGCUACGACAGCUUGGUGGAUAAUAUCAACAACCCCAGCAUGUUUGUUGUGUUCCACGAUAACCAAGCCUACCCAGACUACCUCAUCACCUUUCGUUAAGCACAUGUUUAAAAGAAAAACAACCCUGUUGAUCUUUUUGCCCGUGUACCAAUUCAUACCUUUGCGGUUUCUGUUGUUCCUAACUAAUGUUUUGUGCCAACAAUGUUUCUGUUCAUACACGCCUCGGAGACAUAGUUCACAGUCUUUGACAACUGAAGAUUUAAAGUCGUUCGCCGCAGGACUGAAGGCAUCGCCCAGAUUAGAGACUCAUCCUCCUGAGAGCUGCAGCUGCAUUUUUAACUGAGAUUAAAGGCCUUAUCUCACUAACACAAACACUAUUACCUGAAGGAAAGAUUCUGUGCCAUAGGUAGCCAGUUAGCGCCCUGGUUUGGAAGAAAAAUUAGCAAAUAUAUGACGGUGUGAGGAAGGAAUUCAGUCUACCGAGCAACAUUAUGGCUUUCUGUUAUAAGAUAGCAUUGAGGAGAAUUACAGCUGGGAUGCCACAGGGAUCUUUUUCAGACAUAGUAAGGAGCUAGUGCUGUUGUCUAGACAUAUGAGGUAGUGCAUGAACCGCAAAACCAGAGCAAUUAAGCUGAGUCGGCAGCCGAAUCAGCAGCUUUCUCCUGGCGAUUAACAUGCUGUGAUUUGUUGUUAAUGUGGUAAUUAUGUGAGACGAGAUGGUUUAGAGGAGACGUUUAUUUUUUUUUUAUAUUUUGAAACUUUAUUACAAUUGAUAAUCGAUGUUGGCUAAUAUAGGCAAACUGUGUUUUGUCUACUAGAGAGGCGUUGGAAAAGCACAGAGUUUUUCUGUUAAUUCAGCUCAGUGUCAACUGAGUCCUUUGUCUGUUCCUGUAAUGUCAAAUCAGAGGACAACAGGGUUGUUUACAUGCACAAUGUUUCCAGCAUGUUUGAAAAUGUAACAUAUUCAGAACACCUGGGUGCAGGAGUUCUGUAAUAUCACCUCGGAGUUCUCUAAGUCAGUACGAGAAACUUAGAACGUACCAAAACAUAAACCCUUAGCCAGCUUGGUUGAAUUUGGGGUGGAAAACAUGUGAGAACAUGAUUUGUAUUGUCAGAGUCCUGGCAGCAGCAGACUGUAAACGCCUCAACAUGUAGGAAGUUUUUGCUCAGAUGUUCCAACUGCAUUGCAGUAAUUCAGACAUGGCAAAGGCAUAAACGGUUUUUCUACUAUAAGGCCCCAAAUUGGGCAAAACUUAGAGAAGUCUCAAUUUGAUCUGCUCUGCAAGUGAUCCACAACAGCUACACUUUUCCUUUGGUAUAAAGAUAUUAACAAGUGAUGGGUUAACCCAUCUGUUAAGCUUGUUCAAAGUUAGGCCAUGCAAUCAUUUAUUGACAAAAAAAAGGCCAGAAAUAUGUUUAGUCUAUUCUUUCAGCGUCUGGUUUAAUAGUUUUAAAUAAUCUGCUUGUUUUUAAUAAGAUAACAGUAAAAGAUGUGGUUUCCUUCCACGAUGGUCCCAUUGUACUGUAAUAUGACACCGCUUUCAAUUCUUGACUCUUCCCAUUUCAAGUUUGCUCUCUAGAAAUCCUGGCAGCAGCAGAGUUUACCCAAGAGAAACACUCUAUGCUUGAAUCAGAGAUCUCUGCUUACCACCACAUGUUAUAAUUACAUAUCUGGUAUGUGUGAGGCAGAUCGAGUGUUAGUUGUGUGUGAAUACACUUCUACAACAGGAAUUAUGCAAUUAUAAGUUAUUUCAGAACCACAUGAAAUGUUGGACGCUGUAGUUUAAUAAACAUCAUGGAACCAUGACCAGUGGGUUUUUUGUCAUUUAUUUACCUUUUCCUUUGCCAGUGUUCAACGCCACCAGAAAAUACCUUCAGGUUUUCAAUUUUCCUCAUUGUGACUGGGUGUGUCAAAAGUAUGAAGGAUAAAUGAAGGAUAAGGGAAAGUGAAACUAGUUCUGAUGUUGGUGGAGGAAUUGUGGAUGCAUACGGAGCCUUGUGGCAAGUGGAUCUUCGAAAUCUAGCAGUGAUAUCUCCAGGACACAAAACAAAUCUCAAACGACUUGAGAAUCUGGAAGACUUUAUUUUUCCUUUGGAAUGGGACAGCAUGGCUCACGGUGAGGUGAUGAAGAGGGUGGUGCUGAAGUCUUGUACACCAGAGUACAGGAGAGUGAAGCAGGGAUUCAAACGAACUGCUAGCUACACUAUAAUCAAGAUUCAGCGCGUGCAGAACAUUCAUCUCCGUCGUGCUUACGAGGCACAGAAGAAAAAAAUAUUUGAAAAGAACAAACAAGAGGGAGCUGCAAAUGAAAAGUUUCUUUACCACGGGACAACGGAGGACAACUGUGACUCCAUCAUGAAAACUGGCUUCAACAGGCGCUUCUGUGGGCAAAACGCAACAGCAUACGGUGAGGGAACCUACUUUGCCGUAGACGCCAGCUACUCCAGCCACCCCACCUACUCCAGACCUGCUGCUGAUGGUUCUCAGCUGAUGUUUGUGGCUCGAGUCUUGACGGGCGUCUACACUCUGGGCCAAAAAGGCAUGAAGGUUCCUCCGCCUCUCGACGACAAGGACCCUCACAUACGAUACGACAGCGUGGUGGAUAAAAUGGACAGACCCAACAUGUUCGUCGUGUUCCACGAUGACCAGGCUUAUCUGGACCACCUCAUCACCUUCAAGCAAUGACCCUGAAAACGUCUCAUGGUUCUGUCAAAGUCGGAGGGAAGUAGUGGGUUCUGGGUAACAUUAGGUUAGAAAUAUUUCCUGGUUUACCGGGAAUCCUCAAAUCUAUUGAACCUUUAACAAAAAUUUGUUGUAACCUUGAUUAUUGUUUUAUCAGAUUUUUGAGAGUUCUAUGAUGUUUUUUUGUUUGAUUUCUUUAUCUCUUAAAAUUAGAAGCUGGUCCUGUCCACACACGUAUCAACGAAUUAUAAACUUGUUAAAAGGGUCUUUUGAAACUUAUUGAUGUCUUCCUGUCAGAAAGACACAAUUUAUUGAAACCUUUUUGAUCGAGUCUGUAAAAAAAAAAUUGCAAAUAAAACAAUCUUAAAUACAUCUUGAAUAAAUCUUUAAUAGGUUCCACAGGGUUAUUCCCCGGGGAGCUGAAAACCUGACAUUAAAAGCAUGGUCAAUAAA